Molecule: messenger RNA, 6203 nt
Organism: Pomacea canaliculata
Lineage: Eukaryota; Metazoa; Mollusca; Gastropoda; Architaenioglossa; Ampullariidae
Product: delta-1-pyrroline-5-carboxylate dehydrogenase, mitochondrial-like
Exons: 14
Coding region: 432-2228 (598 amino acids)
Cellular component (GO): mitochondrial matrix
Molecular function (GO): L-glutamate gamma-semialdehyde dehydrogenase (NAD+) activity
Source: RefSeq, a predicted model, not a curated record
UUGUUUAUUGAGUUUUGCACAACUUCAUCCGCAAGCGUAUAAGAAAGGUAGGGUGACGCAGUGCGAUAUACGGUAAUCGGUAGAUGCGGUCUAUUUCGCGAGCUGUGAUUGGUCAGAUCGUACACACCCUCAAUGUCACGCGCAAGGUUACAGAGAAAGGCAAAAUUCUGGCAAUUGUCCCAAUGUUUACAGCAAAGAAAUUUUUUGUUUCACACUAGAAAAUACUCUUUGUUUAGUCGCGAAUGCUUGUGCGCAAUUAUACUAAGGGCUUUGUGUGCAAGAUGUAGUUGCUUUCGAAAUAUUGCGGCCUCCUGACCUUAUUCAGUGUCCUUGUGACUGACAAAAUUCGGCUGCUCCGUGUCAGUUGCUAGCAGUACAUAAAUGAGUGUUGUACAUAGCCUUGAAAACCGCAUGUGUGGUAAGACAAAAUCAUGGCAUCAUUUGUCGGGAGAAGUGCAACUCAGUCUUUAAGCAGAACAGUGUUUCGACAAGAACUAUCAAUGGCAGCACCUCAGACUUAUGAAGCUGUAAAUGAGCCAAUACUGGAUUUUAAAUUGGGGAGUCCAGAAAGCAAGAAGCUAGAAGAAGCACUGAAACGUCUUGAAAACAAAAUUGUUGAUGUUCCAAUCAUUGUAGGUGAUGAAGAAAUUCGUACCAAACAUGUGCAACAUCAAGUUCGACCAUUUGACCACCGAAAGCCAGUAGCAACCUUCUACUAUGCCACUCCAGAGGUGAUACACAAAGCCAUAGACACAAGUCUCAAAGUUCGGAAAGAAUGGGAGAGGCGCCCACAGGAGGAGCGUAGCAAGAUCUUUCUCAGAGCAGCAGAUCUCCUUUCACAGAAAUAUCACAUGGACAUACUGGCUGCCACAAUGUUAGGACAGGGCAAAAACAUUGUCCAAGCUGAGAUUGAUGCCUCUGCAGAGCUUAUAGAUUUUCUUCGCUUUGAUGUCAUGUUUGCACAGAAAAUUACAGAGUAUCAGCCCAUAAGUCCAGACAAGAGGACAUUGAACACCAUGACCUAUAGAGGGAUGGAGGGCUUUUGGGCAGCUGUGUGUCCUUUCAAUUUUACAGCCAUUGGGGCUCAUCUCCCAAUGGCACCAGCUCUUGUAGGCAAUGUCUGUCUCUGGAAGCCAUCUGACACAGCUGUUCUGUCAAACUACAUUGCCUUCCAAGCAUUCCGUGAAGCAGGCCUUCCUCCUGGUGUCAUCAACUUCCUGCCAUCAGAUGGACCAGUAUUUGGGAACACUGUCACUUCUUCCCCCGAUUUAGCUGGCAUCAAUUUCACAGGCAGUGCAAAAACAUUCAAACAUUUGUGGAAACAGGUUGCUGAGAACAUAGACAUCUACAAAACAUUUCCUCGACUGAUUGGAGAGUGUGGAGGAAAAAACUUGCAUUUUAUUCACAACUCUGCUGAUGUAGAAUCGGUUGUCAUGGGAACCAUACGUGCUGCAUUUGAGUACAAUGGACAAAAGUGUUCUGCCUGUUCUCGCAUGUAUGUCCCACAGUCAUUGUGGCCUAAGAUCAAAAGUCAGCUGCUGCAGAUACUGAAAGAAGUCAAAAUAGGAUCACCUCUUGAGAGAAGUUCCUUUGUAACAGCUGUCAUCGAUGACAAGGUUUUUGCUCGUAUUAAGCAAUACCUAGACUUUGUUAAGUCGGACCCAUCCCACACAAUUUUGGCUGGAGGUGGCUGCAAUGAUGAAAAAGGCUAUUUUGUGGAGCCAACGUUAAUCGAAACAAAAGAUCCAGAGAGCAGAAUGAUGACAGAGGAAAUCUUUGGACCAGUUUUGACUGUCUACCCAUAUCCAGAUGAACAGUUUGAGCAGACUGUAAGCUUAGCUGCGCAUACAUCACCAUAUGGCCUCACAGGUGCAAUCUAUACCAAAGACAAAGAGGUGAAGGCAUACUUGAGAGAUGCUUUCCGGGAUGCUGCAGGAAACUUUUACAUUAAUGACAAAUGCACUGGCUCUGUUGUUGGCCAGCAGCCCUUUGGUGGAGCUCGACUCUCAGGAACAAAUGACAAAGCUGGAGGGCCACAUUACCUGCUUAAAUUCAUCUCGAUGCAGUCUUCAAAAGAAAGUUUUGAGUUUCUCAAGGAUUGGAAGUAUCUUCAAUGCAAGACUAGUCUUUGUCUUUUUGCUUUUUCACAAGACACCAUGGUGGUUAAGUGGGGGAGUCUUCUAAUGACAUGUUUACUUCAUGUCUACCCUGGUAUUUACAUACACUGAUUUUCUGUAUAUCAGAAUGUUUAAUUUUAAGUAAUUGGAACUUUGUGAUUGAAAAAGCCUUACUAACAAACUCGACAUUUCUAUUCCAGAAAUAGCUGUGACUGUUGCAUAUUCUGAACAUGUCAGGUUUUCAUUUUAUCACUUUCAGGUGACUUUGGAAGGCUGCUAAAAAAGUUAAAGUGAUAAAGUGAAGUUAAAUGUAUUAUAAAUUUUCUAAAAAUAUACUAAUAAAGAAAUUAAGUAUUUAUUUAGAAAAGUAUCAAAGUGCCUUGUUGUCUGUGAUUUUGAUCAGUUUUGAAGAUCAGGAGCAGAACAUCAUACCUGAGUAUGAGUGCUAGGAAGGCUUUUAUUUUUGGCCUUUAAUUUUGUUGUUGUUGGACAUAUUGUUGCAUGUGCUUUGCUGUUUCCUUGUUACAUCCCAGGUUUUGUAUAUCCUUUCAGAAGUUGUGUUACUGGUUCAUUAGGUGCCUAUUUCCAUUUUGAUACAGGAUUAAAUGCUGCUAUUAACACCAUACACCCUUGAACUCACAUAACAAAUUUUGCUUACUACUUGAUUGUCAACUGAUGAGAAAAACAGUGAGAAAAUGUUAAUACCCGUAAGCACGACUCUGAUAAGUAUUUGGCUUGUUAAGUCUAUGCAAACAUUUAGAUAUCAAUUUAAGCCAUAAGAACAACUUUUGCUAGCAAGAAAUAUAAAAUGUAAAAUAUAUGCUUUAUUUUAACAUCAUUUUCAACCAGUAUCUGAAAGUGAUACAGAGAAAAAUGUGAGAAUUAUUGAAAAUUGUAGAUUGCCUAUAUCAGAAGGCGGUGCUAAACACUAUUUGUUGGUGUUAUUUUUGGUACCAAUAUUACCAAAGUUUAAUUAAAUGCUCAUAUUCAGUGUUUGAGAUUUAUGAACAAAUUGUUGUGAUAUUUCUCAUGUGUUUAUAAGAUUUCAGGAAAAUAUAGUCUUUCAUUCAAUUCAAAUUUUUAUUUUAUAAAGAGUAAUACUUGCACCACAGAGAUUAAGCACAGUAAUUUCUAUCUGCCCCUCUACUGCUAAUACUUGACCUGAAAACCAUGUGUAGUCUUUUAUAUGACUGUUUCUCAUUUUCAUACGAAAACAACAAAAGCCAGAAGUUUUCUCAAAAAUGCUAAAGGAAAGAUGAUUUAUAUAUUGAUUCUUCCUCUAGAGAAAUUCUUUUUUGUUCCUUUUAUAAAUUGAGCCACAUAUCUUAAGAAGAUGAAUGGCUACCUCAGUGUUUAAUUGACUGCCUCUGUUGCCCAAGCACCAUAUAAAUUAUUUACUGCACUUUGCAAAAUGCAAAAAUGAGUUUGUUGAGUGACACUAGUAAAAUACCGUUGUCAUAGUUGGCUGCCUUAAUGAAACAUAUUUCCUAUAAAUGAAAAACUAGCUGCUUUGCUAGUCAUUGUAUACGGCUUUGAUGGAUUUAAAUCAAUUACAUUUUGGUGUUUUUGUGUAGAUUUGCAUCAGGGAUAUAGUCAGAUACUCUAUGAAAAGUUUAAGUAUUUUUGCUGACAAGGAUCAAAAUUAGUUUGCUGCUAUGCACUAAAAUUGAUUACAUACUGUGUAAUGUUUUAAGUUCAUGCUGAACCAUAUCUGAUAAAACCUCCUAGAAUAUAUAUGCUCAAGAAUUAUGUAGUAUUAGUAACAGGUUUUUUUUGAGAAAUUUUGUUAUAUUUUAAAGUUUUGUCUUUAGUAUUUUAAGAAAUGAUUUUUAACGGAGCUUUCAUUGGAUUAUUUUGAAUUGUUUUUUAGUUGUUACAAAGGCUGCACUAAUUGUUUUUACUUUUUAAAGGCAUAUUUCUGUAUAUGUACUUUUUUUAGUGGCAAAACUGAUAUUCUAUGUAGUCAGGCUAUGAAAAGUCAACUAUUUACUCACAAGAUUUUUUUAUGAUUAUGCUUCUGCUGCCUUUUCCCACAUCUGCAGUUUUGCCUUAAUAUCAUUGUUGUUUGGUUGAAAAACCAGCUUAACUAAGACCAACAUGUCUUUUUUUCAGCAUGGGUUUAUAAUAAAAUUAGAAUGGUCAGCAUGAUAUACAUAAACUGUGUUCUUAGACUGUGAUGAUAAUCAAUUUACAUUUAUUGAGUCUAGUUAUUUGACCAUGAAAUGUUAAUUAAUUACCAUAGUGGCAUAUCUCUAAAGAGAUGUGCCUAUGUUAAAUUCUUCCAGUCUUUGUGCUGAAGAGAAACAUUGAAUUAAUGUGAUGGCAGUCCUGGAAGCGUUCUUCCACCUUGUCCAUACAUAGCUCACCUCCACUUGACCAAGAACCUGAUGGUCACCAAAGUACACUUUAAGCGUUAUUAAUGCCUCUUAUACAGUAUCUUCUUGGUUUAAAGUUAUGGAUUUCGCUGAGGUCAGAAUAAGUCUUGCUUUUUCAGGAAUUGUCUAACUUGUAGAGUUCGGUAGAGGAAGUCGUUGAAAAUGGCCUGCAGCUGCAUCCUUUGUAAAAUUUGUGAUAGAGCUGUGAAAGGAGUGACAGAGAAAAAGGAAACAUCUUUCCAGUUUCCUAAUCAAAAUUUCAUCAGUGAUCAGAUAAUCUGCUUGCCAUCCGCUCUUGUUUGUCCUGAUAAUUGUGCAAUCAUUUUUUAUUUUACUUUUUUUUUUGAGAUAACAUGCUGCAUGAAAAGUAGUGAUUAAAAUAAGCCUUACCUCCACAUAUUAACAAGCAUGUAUUAAGGCAUUUUAAAAUGUUUUCAGUUGUCAUAAGUUUAAUAUCAGUCAUUUGUGUCAAUUUCUACCUUUUUUUUCAAAUAUCCUGGCAUUACUCCGAUGUGGCACUUAAUCUGUAUUUAUAGACGGAGAUCGUACAGCAGAGGCAAACAUUUUGCAAAAUAUUAAUUUUUGAGUACAAAUAAAUCCACUUAAUGAAUUUGAGGAUACCCAGAUACUAUCAUGGAAAAAGAUAAUUGUCUCUGAUGAUAAUCCAGCUGUUAAGUAACUUUCAAUUUAUCUCAUUUAAUAAGUCAUAAAAAAAAUUGCCAGAAACCCCAAUUUGGGAAGAGUUCACGAAGUCACCAUCAUUAUCCUAUCAAAUUUAGCCGCGUGACCUUAACACAAUCUUUAGCACUUUAGGAAGUACCAGGCUAACUAAAAUAUUCUUAUCACUUAGUCGAGCAUGGAGGUUUAUUCCCUAAAUGAACGUUUUUUAGUGGCCCAAUUGGCACUCCCCCUUUGAUGUCGAAUUUGCUUAGUUCUACCCUCAGUUUAAUGGGGUUGUACUGGCUACUUCUGUUCAAGCACUUUAAAUAGGUGGUGUGUGUUGUGAAUCGGAUUAUAUCAUGCAGGUUCGUUUUAAGAAGUGGAGCUAUCCACGAAGAAUGAAGGCAUUCGUGAAAAGUGCAUAAUUUCGAACGGACAAAAUAUUUUUGAAUACCUGGAAGGAAUAAUUUUUAUAAAUCGUCAUUGUCUGUAUAGUUACCAUAAAAGAACAGUGCCUGGAUAGAUCUUCCGCGACCAUUUGCACUUGAAUGAAGUCUAUAAAUCUCACACUUUCGGAAAUGUUUAGCACAUCAUGGACCGAUGCUUGAAGCUGCUUAUACCUUUAAAGGGCCGUACUUACGAAACAGGUCAUGCUGGUUAGCAAUAAGUUGUAGGUUCCAGUGACUGGAAACAGGCAUGGGUCCAUGAGGUCCCCCUCUUCUGUACGAUCCACAAUACAACAGGGAACAUUGCUGUACGUGUCCUGACCAAACCUUGAGGGUAGAAUGUAACUCAGGUUCAUACAACUUCCAGCACCUGUUGUUGGUUUGGCUGUUAGAUUUUAGAGCUGAAUGAAAGGUAUUUUUUACGAGUUCAAGGUGUGCGAAUAAUUAUCAACAAAUUGUAUCGUGUAUCGCAAUAUAUUUCUUGUGGCAUGGUAUGUUUUAAUACACUAAUAUCCCGAGACCUUGAUUAUUAUUAUUUAUACAGUUUUUCUACGUUAUGCUUGAUCUUGAAAGUUAAUAUAUUAAAAAAAUAUAUUUUAAUGCUA